Messenger RNA from Erigeron canadensis, 3000 nucleotides. RefSeq lists its product as uncharacterized. Lineage: Eukaryota; Viridiplantae; Streptophyta; Magnoliopsida; Asterales; Asteraceae. Gene Ontology annotation, molecular function: protein binding. Bases 224 to 2716 code for a protein of 830 amino acids. The record is from RefSeq and is a predicted model, not a curated record. The transcript has 10 exons.
UCGCUCGCUCCCUCCCUCCUUCUUCUGCCGUUUCUCGCCCCCCUUUUUAAACGUCACAAAAAUAACAAUAUUCAUUCGUAUUUUCUAACGUUAAAUCGAUAUAUUUAUAUGGAUAAUUACAAUUAUAUCUAUAUCUAUCUAUAAUAAUUAUUAUAUAUAUACAUAUAGAUAUAACAGAAAGAAAGACAUUGAUUAUUAAAAAAAAUCGGCCGGAGAAGAAAAGAUGGUGUCAUCUGGUGGUUCUUCAUCACGGAUGGAAGGUGGGCUAUCAGCAGGUGUUCGUAAAACGAUACAAUCAAUAAAAGAAGUAGUUGGAAAUCAUUCAGAUGCUGAUAUUUAUUCUACCCUUAAAGACUCCAAUAUGGAUCCCAAUGAAACUACUCAGAAAUUGUUAAAUCAAGAUCCGUUUCAUGAAGUUAAGAGGAAAAAAGACAAAAAGAAGGAGGUUACAUCAUCGAAUGGUCCUGUGACUAUUAAGCCUAGAAAACCAACUGAACCGCUAGCUCAAGGGAUGAAGUCUGACACGUAUACAGAUCGUAAUCCUCGAAGGGCACCCUUUGUUAGGAAUGCACCUGAUGCAGGAGUAACUAGACAGUUCAGACAGUUUCGUGUUGUGAGAGACAACAGAAUUAAUCGAAGUGAGAAUAGAGAGAUACAACCUCCUGCUAAAAGUUUGGUGGCUGUCUCCACUAAAGAACCAGUUAUCUCAAGUGUGCCUGAUAAGAGGUCAGCCGAGGCUCCCAAAAAUCCGAAGUUACCGAUUGAUUCACUCUCUAAACAGGUAAAGGGCGUUAAUUUGAGUGGUAAGCGACCUCUGGUCUCAUCAAAUGUUGCUCCACCUGUGCAAGCAACAAAAACACACGAGUCUCAACAAUCAGCUGUAACAUCACCCAACAGUUCGGUAGUAGGAGUAUAUUCAUCCUCUUCAGACCCGGUCCACAUACCUUCCCUGGCCUCUAGACCAGCUGCAAAUGUUGGGGCCAUAAAACGUGAGGUUGGGGCAGUUGGUGUUAGACGCCAUACAUCUGAUAAUUCUAUCAAGCUGUCAUCGAUGCAGGGAAGUUCUGUUUCAAACUCAUCCAAAGAACAAUUUAGAUCUUUUGCAGCCAUAUCUAAGAGUGACCAACCAUCUCUAUCCAAUGUGUCUGAACCUGCUGGAAGGUCCUUGAAUAAUUUUUACAGUAGCAGACCACAUCAACAACCUGGGACUCAUCAGAAAGCUUCUCAAGCAUAUAAGGAGUGGAAACCAAAAUCAAGUAAGAAACCAAGUGUUACUGAACUGGGGGUUAUCGGAAAGCCAAAAAAAUCUGCGGCUUCUUCUGCCAACAACUCUAAUAAGUUGACUACAGAAGCAACUCAGUUGCAGGAUAAAUUGAUACAAGAAACUACUCGUGAGGACCAGAAUGUGAUCAUCGCAGCACAUAUUCGAGUCUCCGAGAUAGAUCGUUCACGCCUGACUUUCGGGAGUCUGGGAAUUGAGGCCGAGUCUCCUCAGAUUUCUGGAUAUCAAGAGACUAGGCAUGUUGAAGAAUCACAUGUUGAACCUUUGGCAAGUUUAUCAGUGAGCUCUCCAAACUCUUCUGGUGAUGAACCUUCUGGUAGCAAACAGGUUGAGCUGGUAGAUGAGCGUGUCCACAGUUCCGGUUCCAUUUCGCCCGAGUCAGGUACCUCAUCUGAACAACAUUUGACUGAUAAGCUAGAGUCUUCAAGCCCUCAAAACAUGGAAAGUUACAACAAUAUUGGUCUGAUUAGACACAACAGCCCAUCUUAUGUUCCUUCAGAGCCCCAACAGCAGCAAGGUCCUUCAGAAUUGCCAAGCUUCUCUCAGGCGUAUGACCCUCAGACUGGUUAUGAUAUCUCAUAUUUCCGACCAGCUUCUGGUGAAUCCCUUAGGGGCCAGGGGCUUCAAGUUCCUCAAGAGGCUUUUAGCUCUCAUGUAGCCAACAGCAUUCCUGCAACCACAAUUUCCAUGGUACAACAACAAGCUCCAGUGGCCCAAAUGUAUCCACAAGUCCAUCUUCCUCAUUUUGCUAAUCUCAUGCCUUACCGCCAGUUUAUUUCACCUGUCUAUGUUCCACCAACAAUGGUCAUGCCUGGAUACUCUAACAAUCCUACUUACUCUCCCCAUCCCACCAAUGGUAGUAGUUACCUCCUGAUGCCUGGUGCUAAUUCCCCACAUGUAAGUGCAAAUGGGGUGAAAUAUGCAAUUCCACAAUACAAAUCUCUUCAGGCUGGCAGUCCUACUGGGUUUGGGAACUUUACUAGUCCUACUGGAUACACAUUAAAUACUCCUGGAGUUGUGGGUAGUGCAUCAGGGCUAGAUGAUCCCUCUCGGCUUAAGUACAAGGAUGGGAAUGUUUAUAUUCCAAACCCUCAGGCCGAGACAUCUGAACUUUGGAUGAAUCCAAGGGACAUGCCUAGUCUGCAAUCAGCAUCAUAUUAUAACAUGGCUGGGCAAACACCUCAUGCUGCAUAUAUGCCCUCACACACUGGCCAUGCUCCAUUCAAUGCAGCUGUUGCACAAUCUUCUCAUAUGCAAUUUCCAGGAAUGUAUCACCAUUCCCAGCCUGCAGCUAUGGCAAACCCACAUCAUAUGGGACCCGCCAUGGGUGGGAAUGUGGGAGUUGGAGUGGCGCCUGGAGCUCCAGGAUCCCAAGUUGGUGGUUAUCAACAGCAGCCUCAGUUGAGUCAACUGAGUUGGACAGGGAACUUUUGAAACGUUUAUGAUAUGGCUUUUCUUGUAUGGGGACCAAAUUUAGUUAUAGAAAUGUUUUCAUGUUUUAUUUAUGAAAAAUGGACCUUACAAGCUUUUCCCCUAUCAAUGCAUAAUGCGUUCAUGCUGUUGUCAAAGAAACUCUGGUUGAAAAUCAAGCCCUUCCGAGGCUGGUUUUUGUCUGUGUCCAUGACAUGGGGCUGUAGACCUCGUCAAUCAGAGAUCCAUGAGGGAAGGUCUAUGGUUCUUUUUCCUUUGAGUUGAUAUGGCUCUAUUAUUUUUGUUUU